Molecule: messenger RNA, 4503 nt
Organism: Strongylocentrotus purpuratus (purple sea urchin)
Lineage: Eukaryota; Metazoa; Echinodermata; Echinoidea; Camarodonta; Strongylocentrotidae
Exons: 4
Coding region: 606-1715 (369 amino acids)
Source: RefSeq, a predicted model, not a curated record
UAUGUUUUGAAACGCUGCCUGUUUUCGAUGUAGAUCUAUACCGAGGCCGAGUGAAUCUCUGUAAAAUCUUCUAAAGAAAGGUAGGCACAGGGCCAUAGAACCUUCGUGUUGCCUUGUGCUCAUCUGAAUUAACCUCCAGCUCCACUUCUCAACCUACUUGGCAGCUGUCUUAACUCCUAUCAUACAUAUUGCUCGAGCAUCGAAGAACGGCCGACGCUGCAUGGCGGCAACUGCCAAGCCGAGUGUGGCCAGUCUAACUUGAUGUGACCUUGUGCUUUGUACUGAAGCUGUCGGGUCAGUCUUCAGAGCGAUCACAGAUUUUACAUCCCACCGCGGCUCUGUGGAGUGUUCACCAACCUUAGUGCGCAAGCAGAUUGUUCUCCAUGUCACUAGAAUGGCACUCCCUUUAUGUCAGCAUUGGCUACCAGUGUUCUUCAGUUUGGAUGGUGAUUUUAUGGUGAAGGAAUCCGAAAGUGGUGUAAAACUGAAUCAUAAAUAGCAAAGAUACCCUAUCCCUUUGAGGUUAUUAUCCGCAUGAUUUGUUAUUCAUACCAAGAAGAUAGUUUUAUUUUUACUUGUGUGUAGGAGUUCAGGCUGAUGACAUCAUGGGGCGUCAUUCGCUUGCUCGAAUCGCCCAUCCGUGCAGGAAAUGUACUGAAUGUACAUACUGUGGCAAAAAGGCAGAGGUUGAGCUUACAUCUUUUGUUCAUAUUGUGAACUGGGAGGAGAAUGAUAAAGACACUCUUCUGAAAGACUUUGGUCUCGGUAGUGAUUGCUGCCUAUGUAACAGAUGUCGUAUUGAAAUUCGGCAGAGUAUGAAGGGACAUAUCAAGAAAUCAAGGAAGAAGCAGCGUCCUCCCUGCUUUCUUUCGAGGUAUCAACUUUGCGACGAAGAUAGCUGCACAGAAACGCAAGAAGAGUGGUCUCGAGUUGUCGCGACAUUUAAUCUCCAGGAAGCGACUCAAACAGAGGUCCCAUCUUCACUUUCGCUGUGUCAAGGCCAUUACAGGAAGCUGAUUGACUCCAGGAAAGUAAGGUGUAGCAAAUGCCAACAUUUGAUCCGCGGAAGGAAAAGAAAGUGUCCAAAGCCAGAUGUCAUAAAUGACUUAAAUAAAGAAAUUGGAAUUCAUUCCUCUCUGAUGGACAAGAGUGUUGUAUGUGCUGUAUGCUACAAUCAGUGUAGGCGAGAGAUUUUUCGUCACCAGAAACUGAAGACUGCCUCAACGGAUCAAGAUCUAAAGGAAAUUGUCACUUCUUACGAAGAGAUGGCAGAAACCACAAAGGAUGAGGACUUGGACACCUAUGCAUCAGCUAAAGCUGUUGUAUUCACUGGUCGAAAGUUCCUGAAUAACAGAGCAGUUUUGCUGAAAGAAAUCCAGAAGAAGUACCAUCAAUACUGGCAAGAAACUGAAAGUGAAUGUCGGACACAAGAACUUGGGCCAAAUUCGAAGACAAACCAGUCGAUGAUGCUUGACCUUAUUGUAGCAUAUGGUCAUCAUCUGAUAUGUGUGACAUCCAGAAUUAAGUUACAGGGAACCAUGGUGAUGUGGAAAGGCUCUGAUGUUACAUCCAUGCUUCAUACUGUCUUGUACGAACAAUUGACUAAUAAGACAGCGGAAGCAACAUCAACAUCAUCCGUGCCAGAGAAGAUGGAUCCUGAGAGUACUUCAAGCAACCAUGUUUUGUCUAAAGCUGCCCAAUUAGGUUGGGAAUAGCAUCGUCAAGGACAACACUUGAUGCCCAUAAGAAUGCUGCUAUAAUGACAGACUUACCUACCACGCGGAGGAAGCGUGAUGCAUCUGCAUUUGCUUCUGCAUCUGUGGACAAUGUAGACAAGGGAUCUCCACGUGCAGUUGUAUCUGCAGAUGGCAAACCUAGGAGCGUUCACGGGACGAGCUACCAAAUUUUCCCUCAGCCAACCCAAAAUGUUGAUUUUGGAGAUAUUAUGUUUCUUGCAGCCCUCCGCAAGUCCUCAAGAUUGUGGCACUUUGAAGGCUAUCAAGCUGCCGCACGACUACAAGAAUUUGGACAAGGUGCUCGCAUGUAGGAAUGAUCCUACGUUACGUAAUUGCCAACGAGACAGUAAUGGAGUUCCGACAUCCACCUUCGACGAAGAACUGGAGAUGGUCCUUAGUCAAUGUUACAAAGUGGAGCUCGUCAAUAUCAUCUCAGACAACAAGCUUGAUGCCUUUAUGGAUGAAGUCGGUGGGCUCCUCCCAAUGGAGUGCCUGGACAUGACUGCUCGUGUUGAGUUUCUGAAGAAAGAAAGUACCACACCUGCAGAAGUAGAGGCAUCUGCUGUGGCAAUCGCGGCAAAGUGUCCAGUCCAGAUUUUUCGCCUGGGAAGCAAAGGCCGAUUCUUGUACAGGUACAAGGAAUUUGGAACCUGUUUUCUAGGUGUGGAACCGCUUCAGCUGUUACAGGAUGCCACCGGGUUUGAUAUCCUACUAUACAACAAGUUGGCAAGUAGUACUACAAACCUCAUAGGAGAUAGCCAAUGUCCAAACUUUGAAGUGUGCCAAGUCUGGAGAGAUCGGAAUGCCUCCCUUCUAGAUGAUGAAAAAUUGGCUCUGCCAAUCUCCGUAGCGUUAUACAUGCAGGUCAGGUUGUAGAGACCUCACCUUCUGAGAACCUUCCUUAUCCAUCUAAACGACGGAAGACAACAGUUUCAGAUAUUGACUCUGCUAGGACCUCAACCCCCUCGCAGUACACACCAUCAAGAAGCAUAAUCCCUCCCCUGAACGAGCAUGCUUUGAGUGAUUUCAAGCUCCAACCAAAUGCAGAAUCAGAAGAAAAAAUGGCAAGAGAAAAAUUGACGUCACUUAUCUUCAAUAAAGCCGUGACCAGUCCUACCGCUACCCCUUCCUUUAAAUAAACAUGGUCGCAAAGUAAACCUUGACAUGCUUUUAUACGACAGCUUCCGGAAAAGAUCUGCUCACUCACCGUCUGACAAAACAAUCACCGCGUCCUCUUUCGGAAAGUGUUAAGAACAUUUUUGGAAAAGUUCUGUUAAUUUGUAUGUCGCUCCAUAUCAUGAAUACCAUUUCAUUCACCUGCAACGAAUAAUAGAAUCCCUGUGGAUGGAAUACAGUUUAUUUACAUUAGUUGUUGCUUUAUCAGAAAGCCUCUGGCAAUCUAUUUAGUUAUGUGAACCUUUUGUCAAAAAAUGUGCUUAAAAUUCGGACACACUGCCGAGCCCACUACACACGGAAUCCAAACCGACCAAUUUUUGGCCAUUCGUGAUUGUUUUUUUCGGUCUGGUGUCAGCCUGUAGUCGGUCUGGUGUUGGCGUGACUGAUGUAGUAUAUGUGCUUUCGUUUUGGGCGACGGUAAACUAGGUAUUGGACCCGUUUGUGCAUGCUCGCCCAAAACGAAAGCACGCCAUCUCAUUAUUACCUUUAUACGACAGCGUCAAAUUAAAAAAAAAAAAAUUGAUUACUCACCGUAAGCGUAUGACAAAAUUAAUUGCGCCCUCUAUUGGUAAAUUUUAAAAGCAUUUGGUAUUGAGAACGUAAUCAUUGUUGAACAUUGAACAUUGAAUAUUGCACUUUGAAAAACCUCACAUUUACUUCUGCACACAACGAACUUUCCUGAAGAGGUACCAAGCAAGCAAGAACUUUAAUUUUAUUAGUUGAGACUGUUGGUUCAUUGCGGGGAUACUGAGUGUGCAUGGGGGCAUCGGGCUUGAUGUACUACAUGAACAGACGUAUACGACUGCCGAGCUGGUGCCCUCCUCCUGUACAGCUUGGGGGCAUAUUGAAAAAUACAAUUGGGGGGGGGGGGGGGGGGAGUGCGCGGCUCAUAAUAUCAAAUGAAUAAGGCUAAGAUCUAAAAGUGGGGCAAUUUUUAGGGUUUCUUAACACAAAAUCAUAUCUGAUUUGUUUUUCUUCUUUUUUUGUGUGCAAAAAAGCGACCCACUUAGAUAGAUAUUCCCGUAUUCCCAAAUAGGCUGAGAAUCCCUUACCCUCCCGGUUGUACAAUCCCCGAGGGACAAGUAACACUGUAACUGGUGAAUGUAUCUGUGAAACCGUUUGUGAAACCAUUUGUGAUAUUUUAUGUACAACAAUUAAUAGGAAACGUUUUGCUAUUUAAGUUUGCAAUGAUCAACAUUCACCGAUUUGAGAUUCACAAAAUGUAACGAUGUCAGCUUUCAAACUUUGAUAACUUUGAGACUUAUUUUCCAUAUAUCCGUUAUGUAUCAUCCUCAGCAUUUUCUCAUAUCUCUCUCUCUCUCUCUCUUUCUCUCCCUUUCUCAACCUCUGUCUCUCUCUUAUACUGUUCCUGGUUAGGACCUGUGCUGUCUGUAUUUUCCCUCUCUAGUCUCUAUGCCUCUCCUUUUCACUUCCCUCCAGCCCUUUUUUCUCCUUGUUUCGAACGAUCUUUUCCUCUAUGAUUGUGGAAUAGAUUUAAGCAUAUUAUUCCCUGCUUACCUGUUAACCAAACUUUAUUCAUUGAUUAUGUAGGUGUAUAUUAAACUGAUUCAUUUUUUUAAACAAAAUUCAA